AGCACGACGAGAUUCUCUACUUCUGACCCGUUUCUGGCCGUUUCCCUAAUCCACACCGUACGACCUAAAGGAAUCGCGGAUUUCCCACUCGCAGCAGAUCUUGUUCUUCCUCCACCCAUUUUCAUCGUUGAAAAGUAAAUGGUGUAAUCUUUCUCGAAUCCAUGGACUCAUGGAGCUGUUUCAACGUAAAUCGAUGGUCGAUGGUAAUACUAAUACUAAUUAAUCUGGGUUUAAGCUCAGUGGUUCCAGGCGUUUUGGGAUGCUUUCCCUCCAUCUUCAACUUUGGGGAUUCGCUUUCGGAUACUGGAAAUCUCUUCCACACUUGUGCUUCUGACGAUCCAAGCCGCUCUUGCUUUUCCCCUUACGGCGAUACCUUCUUCCAUCGUCCCACCGGCCGGUUUAGCGACGGCCGUCUCAUUCUCGACUUCAUUGCCGAAUCGUUAGGGCUUCCACUGUUACAGCCAUAUCUAGGAGUGGAAGGAAAGAGGAAUAUUAGCAUUGAGGAAUUUGGGAACGGACUAAAUUUUGCAGUUGGUGGAGCAACCGCGCUCGAUGCGUCGUUUCUUCGAGAGAAGGGGGUUUUUUUGGUACCCACAAAUUACUCUCUCAAGGUUCAAUUCCAAUGGUUUAACGACACUUAUUCAUCGCUUUGCACUUCCUCUUCUGCUGCUACUGCAAAAUGCAGAGAAAUCCUUAGUAGUUCGUUAGUUCUUGUGGGAGAAAUAGGAGGCAAUGAUUACAAUUAUCUAUUCUUUCAACGAUAUAGCUUGGAAGAAGUCAAGUUCUUUGUACCAUUAGUGGUUCAAACAAUUUCUUCAACAAUCACAGAGUUGAUCAAGUUGGGUGCUAAGACUUUAAUAGUUCCUGGGGACAUUCCAAUUGGGUGUAAUCCAUUAUAUCUCAAGAUUUAUGAAAAUUCAGUUCGAAACUCUGAAAAUGGUUGUUUGGAUUGGCUGAACCAAUUCUCUGAGUACCAUAAUAAACAACUUCAAGAAGAAUUGGAACGAAUUCGAGCUCGUCAUCCUUAUGUUCGUAUCAUGUAUGCAGACUAUUACAAUUCUGCCAUGCAUUUCUUCAGUAAUGCCUCAGAACAUUUUGGAUUGACAAAUACAAUGGAGAUUUGUUUGGGGCUUAAGAAUGUUACUUUCAACGAACACAUAAAACAUGGAGUGCCAUUUUUUACCUCGUGUGAUGAUCCUUCAAAGUAUGUUAAUUGGGAUGGUUUGCACUUAACAGAAGCAGCUCAUAAACUAAUUGCCAUGGAUUUGCUACAAGGAUCAAAUACUAGUCCUCAGACUAAAGGCUUGUGCAUUUCAAAAAAUGUCGCAACUAAAUUUCUUCGAUUGGAUUAAACUCCACUUUUGUUUUGGUUCUUGUCUUAUGUCUGUAUGUGAAGAUCUAAGGUGUUACAAAUUAGGUUAGUGCAAAUUGGUUGAAUUAGUCUUUAUUCUUUAUCUUCCAAGUCUGUUUCUGUUGUUAGAAUCUUCAGCAUUUGUUAGGAGUUUAUUUAGCAAGUUUGUUAUCCUUUUUCUUAGGAGCUUUUAGUUGUUUAGAUGUUUUUGGGGUUUCUAAUUAUACUCUUCAAUUUUACUGGAUUUCAUCAAAGGUUUCAAAUAAAAGAAGAUUUUUUUCUCCUCA
Molecule: messenger RNA, 1638 nt
Organism: Benincasa hispida (wax gourd)
Lineage: Eukaryota; Viridiplantae; Streptophyta; Magnoliopsida; Cucurbitales; Cucurbitaceae
Product: GDSL esterase/lipase At1g28570-like
Molecular function (GO): hydrolase activity, acting on ester bonds
Source: RefSeq, a predicted model, not a curated record